UCCCACCUCCCUACCCUGCCCGCCAUGUUCUGGAGGAGGAGGAGAGAUACGUGUAGCUCUGGCUUUAGCAGGAUUAGCAUUAGCAGCACRUCGCUAGGCGGAGGCGCAACAAGCUCCUUGAMCGCCGAAAUAAGUACUCCGUCGUGAUUCGCUCCCUUACGUAGYCGGGCUUCYCCAAAGGUUUGUUUCCGUGGACUAACAGCAAAACUGGACUUGUUCCUAAAAACUGCGGUGACAGUGAGGUCUUGUGUGCAGCCAGCACCGUUCGUGUGGAGAUGAUUUUAACAGAUGCUGUUCAUGAGGACUCAGGAACACUGCGUUGGCCUGGAGAAGCCUCUUAAACACACAUAGCAAUCCCAGACACAAAAGGAUUAAAACCAACGUGACAAAGGGCAGUAGCAGUUGGAAGUAACAAACGUCUGGAGGAUACAAACUCUCUCACCCUUUGUGGCGACUUUCAAACUUUGACACUGCUAUAGUGUCCAAAUUUCUCUCAAACAAGAGAGUGCAUUUUUCUUUUUCUUCCUGUCUGUCCCAUCUUCAUCAACACCGCCAUCAUGCCAAGCACCAUCCGCCGGCAGAUGAAAAACGUGGUUAACAACUACUCUGACGCUGAGAAGAAAGUCAGGGAGGCCACGUCCAACGACCCCUGGGGCCCUUCAUCCUCGCUCAUGUCGGAGAUCGCAGACCUCACCUACAACGUGGUGGCCUUCAGCGAAAUAAUGAACAUGAUCUGGAAACGGCUCAACGACCACGGAAAGAACUGGCGUCACGUGUACAAAGCCCUCACCCUGCUUGACUACCUGAUCAAAACGGGCUCGGAGAGAGUGGCUCUGCAGUGCAAGGAGAACAUCUUUGCCAUCCAGACACUGAAGGACUUCCAGUACAUCGACAGAGACGGCAAAGACCAGGGCAUCAACGUCAGGGAGAAGAGCAAGCAGCUAGUGGUCUUGCUCAAAGAUGAGGAACGCCUUAAAGGAGAGAGGUCCCAGGCUUUGAAGACUAAGGAGCGUAUGGCCCAGGUGUCCACGGGGAGCAGUCAGACGGGUUUUGGCCGAGGCUCGUCCCAGCCCAACCUCUCCACGUCCUACAGUGAGGAGUAUGGCAGAUCAGAGGGCUCACCUGCCUCCUACCAUGGCUGAGGAACGCCUACGUAGAGGGGACGACCUGAGACUACAGAUGGCCUUGGAAGAAAGUAAGAAAGAAGGUCCAGGCUCAGCGAAACUCCCCAAGAAGAAGAAAGAGCCACAAUCAUCUUUGAUGGAUCUSAUGGAUGUYCCUGAGCCAAGUGCCAGGGCUGACCCGUGGGGCGGAGGCGGGGCCGGUGCUGGGGCCGCAGCUGCAGCAGCAGACCCAUGGCAUCCUUAUGGGUCUGCACCCAAACCAGCUGUACCCUCUGACCCGUGGGGCGCUCCAUCUUCUGUCCCAUCCAUGAAAAGCAGUGAUCCAUGGGCRUCAAACUCCACUCCUGCCUCUGAUCCCUGGGGUUCUGCAGCUGCCCGCCCCAAGACCUCCAACACAGGUAGCUUUGACCUGUUCAGUACGUCCAAUGGUACAUCCAAAGAAGACUUCUCAGAGUUUGACAGCCUGCGCUCUUCCUCCUCUGUCCCCACUGUUGAAGGAGGCAUUGCAUCCUCUGUCCCUUCACAAGUCAGCCUUGCUAGUAGCGGCAGCCUGGACUUCUUUGACCCCCUGCCCUCCUCAGCAUCUCUCACCACAAAUCCAACUAGAAAGACUCCAGAGUCCUUCCUGGGACCCAAUGCUGCCCUGGUCAAUUUGGACUCUCUGGUGUCCAAACCAGCCCAGCCGGCACCAACUGUUAACCCAUUCUUAGCUUCCACAGGUGGUUCUGCUCCAGCUUCCCACGUCAACCCGUUCCAAGUGGGCCAGCCGGUUCCCCCCACACUCAACCAGAUGCGCGUCAGCCCGAUGCCCUCUGGCUUCGGUGGCGUGGCGGAGCCCCUGCCCCUCUCCUCCACUCCGCCUGCCUCCAUGGUCCCCCUGGCAGGGAUGGCCCCCAUGGGUCGCGGGGUGCCAGGAAUGGGCGCCGCGGGAGCGACGGGGACGAGCGCAGGGAUGAGCGCCGGGAUCCCCGCCUCCAUGUCCAUGCCCCAGCCGCUGAUGAGCAUGCCCCCCCAGGCGGGGACGCAACCUGCCGGAACCACUAACCCCUUUCUUUUGUGAAAAGGUGACGAGGCGAGGCGAUCCGUGUGUGUGUGUGUGUGUGUGUGUGUGUGUGUGUGUGUGUGUGUGUGUGUGUGUGUGUGUGUGUGUG
Austrofundulus limnaeus is the source of this 2275-nucleotide messenger RNA. RefSeq names its product epsin 2 (gene epn2). Gene Ontology annotation, cellular component: endosome; plasma membrane; clathrin vesicle coat. Lineage: Eukaryota; Metazoa; Chordata; Actinopteri; Cyprinodontiformes; Rivulidae. Gene Ontology annotation, biological process: endocytosis. The record is from RefSeq and is a predicted model, not a curated record. Gene Ontology annotation, molecular function: phospholipid binding; clathrin binding.